Molecule: messenger RNA, 3321 nt
Organism: Zingiber officinale
Lineage: Eukaryota; Viridiplantae; Streptophyta; Magnoliopsida; Zingiberales; Zingiberaceae
Product: receptor-like protein kinase HERK 1
Exons: 1
Coding region: 722-3208 (828 amino acids)
Biological process (GO): protein autophosphorylation
Cellular component (GO): plasma membrane; plasmodesma
Molecular function (GO): ATP binding; transmembrane receptor protein tyrosine kinase activity
Source: RefSeq, a predicted model, not a curated record
UCAAUCAAUGGCAGGAAUUGGUGCGUCUGAAAGCUGCCAUCUUGACAGUGAUGAUGACAAACAACUCUGCCAACUCACCUCCUUCUUCCCCUCCUCUUCUUAAUCACUUCACCGAACCUGAUGUCGUACACUUUACUUCAAUUAAUCAGUUCGUCGCCAGCUUCUGCGUUGUUCAUUGCACCAGGUGGCAGUUUUGCUUUCCUUGCUCCUCUAAACAAACUCCUAGAUUCUUCACCGGUUUUCUCUCCUCGUGACAUCUGUGACGCCCAUCCCGAGCGGUCGACGGAGGGCGGCGAUCACUCUUAGGAUCCGUCGUUGCAGAUUUCCCGGUGAUCCUGUGCCCCAAAGGUGCCACCUUUCCUCUCUUUUCCCUGUCAAAUCUCCUCUUUUGGGGGCUCUCUUGUUGCUUGACGUUGAAUCCAUGUUUCUGGUUUAAUAUCGGCUGGAUUUUCGUCGUUUCUUUGCUUGCUGCGGAGAUUUACGGCUCCUCCAGUCCCGGCAUCGGUUUCUUUGUUUUCUUUCUUUGCCUGGCCCUGCAUCAGCCGCAAAUCAAUGGUGCAUUAGGGUUUCCUUGUUUUUGGUCAGACCUGCUUUUUUCUUAAUGUCUUAAUUUCUCCCGCAUACUUGAACUGCAUCUCUAAUUUCCAUCGUUGAAGAAGAAAAAGGAUUUUUUUCUUCCUCCAACAGAUUCGAUUUCUGUUAGGUUUAUCUGCUAAGGGCCAUGAAAGGCACUGGAGUGAGCUGCAUCAUCUUUAUGCUUGUUUCAAUCAGAUGCAUCCAUUGUGCUUUUACUCCUGCAGACAAUUACCUGAUUGAUUGUGGUUCCUUGACCGAUACAACCAUCUACGAUCGAAUUUUCGUCUCCGAUGUUUCCUUCUCUUCGACUUUGACUCCCUCCUCGAACAACCUAGCCAACACCUCGGGCUCGGUGCCCCCUUCCACCUACGGCGCUGCCCUGUAUCAAAAUGCCCGGGUGUUCACUGUGCCCUCCUCCUACUCCUUCCAAAUCACUGCCCAUGGCAGACACUUCGUUCGCCUCUACUUCUUCCCCUCCGUUUACGGAAGCUUCGAUCUCACUUCCUCAACCUUCACUGUGUCGACCCAAGAUGUCGUCCUCCUCGACCAUUUCCAGCCUCAGGCGAACUCUGCAGCCGUCGAGGAGUUCUUGGUGAACAUAAAUAGCAAUACUCUUGCCCUUACAUUUGCGCCGACGGGAAACAAUUCCCUUGCCUUUGUGAACGCCAUAGAAGUCGUAUCUGUUCCGGAAACCUUAAUCGCAGAUACUGCUACCGUCGUCGAUCCUCCCCGCAGCUACCAGGGUCUGUCAGAUCAGUUGUUGGAGAAGAUUUACAGAGUCAACAUGGGCGGCCCUCAGAUUUUCCCCAACAAUGAUACUCUGUGGCGAACUUGGGACACUGAUCAGAAGUCGCCGCCGUUUAACAAUUCGCUUUCUGCGCCAUUUAUCUUCUCAGGAAGAAUCAAUUAUAAUGGAGGAGGAGCAACUCAGGAGACUGCUCCAGACACAGUGUAUGCAACGGCAGCGAGAUUGCUUGCCUCCAAUACUUCAAAUGCUAGAUUCAAUAUGUCAUGGCGGUUCCCGGUGGAUGCAAAUUCAUCCUACUUGAUUAGGUUUCAUUUCUGUGACAUAGUCAGUGAUGCAGCUGGAGACCUCUUGUUCAAUGUUUACAUUAAUUCCUGGCUCGUAGCUCCCAAUCUUGAUCUUUCUAGCUAUACAGACAGGCAGUUAGCAACCCCUGUCUAUAGGGAUUAUGUUUUGGAGGCAAGUGAUGCAUCAGGUACUCAACUCAACAUCAGCAUUGGUCCUUCAGACAUUAACGGUGUUUUGCCUGAUGGCAUACUCAAUGGGCUCGAGAUCAUGAGGAUCGGGUCCGGCGGCGGGUCUCCGGUCACACCGCCUGGUUCGAAGAAAAACCUUGCCAUCAUAUUGGCUCCAGUACUUGGAGCCGUUGUGGUGGCCAUCGUUGCUGUUGCUCUCUGCGUAGUCCUUCGAAAGAGGAAGCUUAAGGAACAGUAUUCCAAGUCUUGGGUGCCUUUCUCCAUCAAUGGCUUCACCUCUCACAGCGCAGGGAGCCAGACUUCUAAUGGAACUGCAGUUACACUGAAUGGAAACUUUGGCUAUCGUCUGUCUUUCGCCAUCCUGCAAGAGGCGACCAACAACUUCGACGAGAAUCGGGUGAUCGGCGUCGGAGGCUUCGGGAAGGUCUACAAAGGCGCGCUGAGAGACGACACGAAAGUUGCAGUGAAAAGGGGAAACCCCAAGUCUCAACAGGGCAUCAAUGAGUUCCACACCGAGAUUGAACUGCUGUCGCGCUUGCGCCAUCGCCAUCUCGUUUCUCUGAUCGGAUACUGCGACGAGAAGAACGAGAUGAUUCUCGUUUAUGAAUACAUGGAGAAGGGCAGCCUCAAGAGCCAUCUUUAUGGUUCGGACAUGCCUGCUCUGAGUUGGCAGCAGAGGCUGGAAAUCUGCAUUGGAUCAGCUAGAGGAUUGCACUAUCUCCAUACAGGGCAAGCCAAAGCGAUCAUCCACCGCGACGUCAAGUCCGCAAACAUUUUACUCGACGAGAAUCUCUUGGCGAAGGUGGCUGACUUCGGGCUAUCGAAGACUGGGCCGGAGCUGGAUCAGACUCACGUCAGCACCGCCGUCAAAGGGAGCUUCGGCUACCUCGACCCCGAGUACUUCCGGAGGCAGCAGCUGACCGAGAAAUCGGACGUGUACUCGUUCGGGGUGGUUCUGCUCGAAGUGCUGUGUGCGAGGCCGGUCAUCGAUCCGACCCUACCGAGGGAGAUGGUGAACUUGGCGGAAAUGGGAAUGAAGUGGCAGAGGAGGGGAGAGCUGGAGCGCAUCGUCGAUUCUCGCAUCGCCGGGUCGAUCAGGCCUGAAUCCUUGAAGAAAUUUGGGGAAACCAUCGAGAAAUGCCUGGCGGAUUCCGGCGUGGAGCGCCCGUCGAUGGGCGACGUCCUGUGGAACUUGGAGUACGCUCUUCAGCUUCAUGACGCAGACGCCGGUACCAUCUCCGAGGUCAACAGCAUCAACCAGAUAACUGAACUUUCGCCACGGGUUCAGAACUUCAGCGCCUACGAGAACGCGCCGCCGGCGGGAGAAGCCGAAACGUCCCUGCUGAAUGAUCUUUCCGACGUUUCCAUGAGCAAAGUCUUCUCGCAGUUGAUCAAGUCCGAGGGAAGGUAGGGCGAUCCGACCGGCAAAGUUGUUGUCAUUUUACAGUGUUUGAAUAGCGCAGUAUAGCAGGGUUGAGGAUUGUUCUAUUUAAAUAUGCAAUAAUAUUUGUCAGAAUCUUUAAA